AUGUCGCAAAAUAAUAACUUGAACAACUUGAAUCUUCCCUUCAAUCUUGACAUUAACACUUUAGCAAGUUUGGCGAGCCUUUUGCAGCAGCCCGUUGACGAACAAAAAUGUCCAGAGGUUCGCUUUGCAGAAAUAAUGAACAUUCAAGAUUACAUCAAUAAAUCUUGUCGUGGGAACAUACUGCCAUUCAACGAAGAGGCAAAACGUAUGUUGGGUUUAGAUAAUAAAAAACUUGAGUGGUCUUCACUUACCAAUUUAGAGGAUGUAGAUAACCUUGUAAAAAUAUUGAACGAUCACACUACUAGCAACAAUGUAAUUAGUAAUACCUCGGAAGAGCCACAGAAUUACGUAGUAGGAACAGUAAUUCAGAUGGUCAUAAGAUUACUGGCAUAUUCAGUGCAGUAUCGGAAGUGUCUCUCUACUGUACCUACUGAGCGCCUCACUUCGGCUCUUUCUGCCUUUUCGGAUUAUAGGAGUGCUUUGUUAGAUCUCUCAAACCCCUUUACAACAGUAAAGUGGAACGUCCUCAUUUCCGAAUUUUUAAACAAAGCCCAAAACUUGUUAAAGCUACCGAUUAAUCCAUACAGCGAUCCCUCAGGAGAUAUUGAAAAAAUGGUUUCCGGAAUUUCUCCGUUUGCAAUUACGUUUGGCAGAAUAGUUCCUUUAGACACAAAUGUUAGUUUCCUCGAAAAUCUUUACCGCCAGGCCGUUGGAUUGGAUACAAAAGAUUUUGACAAAUCUCCUCAUAUUGCUUCAUAUAUGCGGAGGUUCGGAUUCAAGGAAUAUGUAACCCAUAAAAUCCCUAUGAAACGAGUAAUCAACGGCGCAUCCACCUGCUGUGUGGAUCCUCUUACCAAGACAUAUUAUUAUACCACCUUAAUUCUUGAUCCAUUUCGCCUAAGUGUACUAAAGAACCUCCUUAUAUACGAGAUUGUCUCUGGAAAGGCCGCUUAUAUCCACAGCGCAUUAUACUUUAUAAUGAGUAUGUGUACAUGCGAAGAAGAUUUCCAGUUAAUGGUUGAAUAUGGUGUCAUCAAGUGGGAUUUCCCGGCGGAAGGAUAUAAAUGUUUUUGCGAAAAAAUGAAGGAAUUAUUAGACAUUAUGUAUUGUUGGAAACUCUCAAACACUUAUACAUGGCACUUGGACAUGAUUCAGAUCGUAAAGUGGAAAGUUAAAACAAAUGACACUACUAAUUUUACUGAUUUUGCGGUAUCGUGUUACGCCGCCGGAGGCUUAUUGAAAAAAGAAGUGUCCGCCACUUUAUACAGUAGCCUUAUUUAA
Molecule: messenger RNA, 1281 nt
Organism: Acaulospora morrowiae
Lineage: Eukaryota; Fungi; Glomeromycota; Glomeromycetes; Diversisporales; Acaulosporaceae
Source: the annotation of a GenBank genome assembly